AUUCUUAUAAAAGGGGAACCAAUCCCACCUUUUGAUUUUUUAAUUGAUAAAUGAAAAAAUUGAAAAACGAACCAUAAAUGACAUUAGUCUCCCAUCUGGAAAUAUUUUAUUCUAUUUUAGAAAAAUACUUAUUUAUGUAACAAUUGAAUUUAUUAAGCUUGAACACAGCCAAUUAUAUCCAAAAUUAUCAUUAUCAACGAAAAAAGAGGGAAAAAUGUCCAGCGCUUUGCCACUCUCCUCCCCGAGCUUCAGAUUUGACUCCCGGCAAAAGUCAACUCAUCCGAGAUUUCAGCGGUUGCAAGUCUUCUGCAAACCCUUGAAAUCCCAUUCCCAAGAAGCAGAACUUGAAGCAAACUCCCAAAAUAUUGAUGAGGAAGGUAAUGGGCACCAGGUUUUGGUGGAGAAAUACGGCAAUGGCACUUCCAAGAGGUACAUUGUAGAAAAUGAUUCAGUCAUUAGGACAAUUCUCAAGGAGCAUUUGCCUGGAACCAAUGUAUCAGAAGAUUCAAAUACCCCAGAAUCUCAUGAUGAAUUGUUUUGGCUUCCUAAAAUUAUUAAAGAUUUUGUCCUACCUUCAGGAUUCCCAGAAUCAGUUUCUGAUGAUUACUUGGAUUACAUAUUGCUACAGUUCCCCACCAACGUCACUGGGUGGAUCUGUCAUACAUUGGUCACUUCCAGUCUCUUAAAGGCUGUUGGAGUAGGCUCAUUCUCAGGAACUACUGCUGCAGCUUCUGCUGCUGCCAUUAGUUGGGUGUCAAAGGAUGGCAUUGGUGCUAUUGGACGCUUAUUCAUUGGUGGAAGAUUUGGCGAUCUUUUCGAUGAUGACCCUAGGCAAUGGCGCUUGUACGCAGAUUUCAUUGGGAGUGCAGGAAGCAUUUUUGAUCUAAGUACCCAAUUAUAUCCUUCCUAUUUCCUGCCAUUGGCGUCACUUGGUAAUCUUGCCAAGGCGGUGGGGAGGGGUCUGAGAGAUCCUUCAUUCCGGGUUAUACAGAACCAUUUUGCAAUCUCUGGAAAUCUGGGAGAGGUAGCAGCAAAGGAGGAGGUUUGGGAAGUAGCUGCCGAGCUGAUUGGCCUUGCUCUGGGAAUACUAGCCCUGGAUACACCUGGUAUUUCAUUGUCAUAUCCUGUGUUGGGAUCAACAUGGUUGAGCGUGCGACUUCUACACAUUUGGCUCCGCUACAAGUCCCUCUCAGUUUUGCGGUUCAAUACGAUAAAUCUCAAGCGAGCUCGUAUACUGCUGAACUCACAUAUUUUGUAUGCUAAAGUUCCAGGAAUUGACGAUUGCAACCAGAUGGAAAAUAUAUUAAUAUGGGAAAGAUUUUGUCGACCAAGAAUCAUUUUUGGGGUGUCCUUGGAAGAGAUGGUUAUUGGCAAGAGACGUGGCUCUACGGCGAGGAUGCUUCUCAAAUUAUACGUGGAAGAGAAAUAUUUUCUUGUGGUGAAUCAACUGCAAACAAAAUUUGAGGUCUUCGUAUCCUUCAAGGAGGGAGCUACAAGUCUAUCAGUUCUGCGAAGCAUGUGGCAAACCUACUGGCUCGACCAAAACUGGAGUAGGUCAGAUGACUUGUUUGAGCAACUUGAACGAAGCUUGAUUGAAUUAAAGGCUGGGUUUGACAACUUCUUGCAACAACUGGAAGAGGCCGGAUGGGACACAAACCAAAUAAAUCUUAAGGUGCCCAAGGAAAUUUCAAUCGAAGAAACAUCUAACAGUCUAAACGGUGACUUGUAAUGCAGAAACUGUUUUCUUAUGCACACGGUCGAAUGUACUUUUUGGAAUUCAAAUUUCUCCAAGGUGAUUAGAGGCAGCAUCUCCUUUGCGAGUUGAUCUCGGAAUGAGCUGGAUACAAUUUGCUAUCUAUCUCCUCUCCACCUUUCUUUCAAGCUUCAUCGAGCUGCAAAUGAAUUGUAAUAUUAAAUAGCAUUUGCAGAAAAUAUGUUAGGUGAAUUUAUCAGCAAUUUUAUGGUCAGCUGGAACUACAAGUCUCUCAAUUGUAUGUACUUGACUAUCGCUGUUAAGCAUGCAUGAAGUGAACUGAACUUCAUUGUGUUGGGAAUUUACAUAUCAGGCACAACGGAAAUAAAAAUAGAUUUCAAUUUCCAUCAA
This is a messenger RNA of Olea europaea var. sylvestris, 2104 nucleotides long. RefSeq names its product protein root UVB sensitive 5. The transcript is spliced from 15 exons. The coding region runs from base 215 to 1729 and encodes 504 amino acids. Lineage: Eukaryota; Viridiplantae; Streptophyta; Magnoliopsida; Lamiales; Oleaceae. The record is from RefSeq and is a predicted model, not a curated record.